AUGAUCACCGUCACGGAGGCUGCGUCCCUCGGUGCGUCGCAGGCCCACUUUAAGGCUUUGAAGCCUUGGUGGGAUGUCCUCAUGGAUUCCCUCCUCGUCAUUAUGCUCAUGGUCUCCUUCUUCUCUGCAACACUUCUUAUAACUACGGACAAAGUGGUCUGCAUGCCAAAGUCUACAACUCCAAACAUAAACAAAUCGGGUGGCAUGGAUGAUGUCUUAAUUUCACCAACAACUCCCAAGCAACCUGGUCACUUGACAAAUCUGGACUACCAACAGUACAUGUAUGUCAGUGUAGUAUGCUACCAUAAAGUGGUACCUUGGCAGUCCAAAUAUUUUCCCUACCUGACACUCAUCAAUAGUUUGCUUCUUCUGGUCAGCAGCAACUUCUGGUUUAAGUAUCCCAAGACAUCCUCCAAAGUUGAUCAUUUCCUUUCCAUCUUGGCCAAGUGCUUUGAAUCUCCCUGGACUACCAAGGCCCUUGCAGAGACCGGUGACCAACCCCCUCCUGAGCCUGUUCGUCUGAAAUCCAGCUGUUCCCGUUCUGUGGAAUAUUCUACCAGAACCCCGCUCAUAAAAGAAUUUCCAUUUUCUCCCAUACAGCAACCUGUCUCUACCAUCCUUGACAAAAAGGAAGAGCAGCAAGCGAAAGCCUUAUUUGAGAGGAUACGUCAUUUUCGGGCUCAUGCUGAGGACUCUGAUGUCGUAUAUAGAGUUUACGUAGGACAGACGGUCACAAAAGUAGUUAAAGUAACAAUCGUGCUCGGAUAUGCAUUUAGCCUGGUGGGAUCCUUCAGCUUCCAACACAUAUGCAAACCUGGAAUACAGAAUCUCAUGGGAUACUCUGAAUUCACCUGCACCCAUAACCUGGCCUACAUCCUUGAGAAACUUUUAUUAACUUACAUUCUCCUUGUAUGCCUGUAUGCUUUCUUGUCAGUUUUUGCCUUGAUUUGGCUCUUCACACAUCCUCUUAAAGUCUACUCUUUUGAAAAAAAUAAUGAGGGCAACGUAUUUGGAGACAUUUCAGAUGUGAAAAAUGACUUUGCCUUUAUGUUGCACAUGGUGGACCGCUAUGACACCUUAUAUUCCAAGAGGUUUUCAGUGUUCCUGUCUGCUGUGAGCGAAGGGAGGCUGAGGGAGCUUGCAGUGAAUUCAGAGUGGACACAGGAGAAGCUUAAGGAGCAGAUGAAAAAAGACAGCAAAGGACGCUGUGAGCUGCAUCUUUCCAUGAUCCCAUCAAUUCCAGUAGCUCUCUAUGACCUAAGCGAAAUUGAAGUCCUCAAGCUAGAACUAAUCACUUCUGCAAAAAUCUUAGGAACUGUAUCAAAUCUAAGGUCUCUGUCUGAAAUUCACCUGUUGCACUGCCCUGCCAAAGUAGAUACAGAUGCAUACCGUUUCCUUCAGGAAUGCCUCAAAGUUCUCCACGUUUGGUUCACUGACCUUGAGGAGCUCCCUAACUGGGUUUACUCCAUGAAGAACCUUCAAGAACUACAUCUUUCUGGCAACCUUAACCCUUCUAACAACAAAUCCAUUAGGCUGCAGACUUUACGAGGUCUCACUGACCUUCGAGUCCUCUCCCUAACAAGUAAUCUUUCCUACCUGCCACCUCAAAUCUGGAAUUUAGCAGGACAACUUCAUCAACUAAGAAUUCAUAAUGGAGGAACCGUGCUUUGCUCACUUGGCCAGCUGAAAAAAAUGAGCCAUCUUACAGAUCUUGAGCUCCAGCACUGUCAGAUAAUGAAAAUCCCGGCAGCACUGCCUAGCCUAACCAACCUUCAAAGCUUGGAUUUGACAUCUAAUUUGCUGCAGAGUGUGGAAGAACUGGGAAACCAGCAUCGACUCAGGAGCCUAAGAACACUGAGACUGUGCCAUAAUGACAUUAAUAGCCUCCAUCCAUCCAUUGAGAAUCUUUACAAUCUAGAGGAAUUCUCUGUGUCCCACAACAAGCUAGAGACUCUGCCUGCGACUGUUUUCAACCUGGUCAAACUGAGACACUUUGACAUUAGUAAUAAUCGCAUCAGAGUUAUCCCUCCACAGGUUGGAUACUUGUCACGCUUGGAAUUAUUGGCAGUUACCGACAACCAUAUCUCGUCCCUGCCGGUAGAGCUGUUCCGCUGCACUAGGCUCCGCUCUCUUAAAGUGGGCCGUAACAAACUUUCCAGCAUCCCCCCAGAGGUCAAACAACUGACUCUUCUGUCAAAUUUGGAAUUGAGUGGCAAUAACCUGACCACCUUACCAGUAGAGAUCGCCUGCUGCUCGAUGCUGAAGAAAAGGGGUCUGGAUGUAGAGGAAAGUGUAUUGGACACAUUGCCUUUAGAACUGAGGAGUAAAUUUUUAUGAGUAUAUUUCAUAACUGGUAACUGUCCACAUAGUAUGUCCUAUU
Spea bombifrons (plains spadefoot toad) is the source of this 2380-nucleotide messenger RNA. RefSeq names its product volume-regulated anion channel subunit LRRC8D-like. Bases 1 to 2337 code for a protein of 778 amino acids. The record is from RefSeq and is a predicted model, not a curated record. The transcript has a single exon. Gene Ontology annotation, molecular function: protein binding. Lineage: Eukaryota; Metazoa; Chordata; Amphibia; Anura; Pelobatidae.